AUGGGACGUAAGGAGCAUGGAGGGACUUGGCACAUGGACGCAGCUCAACUGGAUACGCAAAGGAAGAAGGGAGAAGCCAUCUUGAAGACCAGCUCGACCGUCUACUCGACCAACCGGUCGAGUUCCUCAACUCGACCGGCCAAGCUUCAACUCGAUCGAGCUGAGAAGUCAACAGUCAAACCCGAAAAAUGUGUAUGCGAACUCGAUCGAGUCGGUCUACAGAGACUUGGUCGAGCUAGACUUACAACGGGUAGAAAGAGGGUUCAGAGGUCACAGAGGGUACAAGAGGAACCUGAGGUGCUUGUUGCUGAUACAAUGGAUGUACCAGAGGGGAAUGGAAACCCUUUGGGAAUGGACUCGGUCGAGCUAGUUCGCAUACACCUGCAAAGGAGCAUUGUAGAGCGAUCUUCACUAAAGAGGAAGGAUUUGAUCAACAAGCUGCUAAUGAGAAGGAUAUUGAGGAUGACAAGGAGACCAAAUUACGGCCAACUCCUAAACGGCGUGACCGAAGUCCACCAAACUUCACAGGCGACCAUAAAAUCACAUUUUGGUCGGCAAAUCCAAAAGAUAGGACGGAGAAAUCAUCACGGAUCAUGA
This is a messenger RNA of Microthlaspi erraticum, 597 nucleotides long. The record is from the annotation of a GenBank genome assembly. Lineage: Eukaryota; Viridiplantae; Streptophyta; Magnoliopsida; Brassicales; Brassicaceae.